This is a messenger RNA of Parnassius apollo (apollo), 318 nucleotides long. The record is from the annotation of a GenBank genome assembly. Lineage: Eukaryota; Metazoa; Arthropoda; Insecta; Lepidoptera; Papilionidae.
AUGGAAGAACGUGAGCACAAAUGUAAGUCCAUGGAGCUUGAGAACACAAUAGCAGAAUUAAGGAUCCAACUAAGCGAGAGGGAUCAGGAUCUGUUAGCCAUUGACUUGGAAAUCUCAGGUCUACCGGAACAAAAGGGGGAAGUAGCCAUUAACACUGUGAUACUAUGUGCUAGAAAGUUAGGCCUUGAUAUUGACCACCGUGAAAUUGUCCAUGCCGAGCGUGUCGGAAUAUUACGCAAAUCUAUUGACGACAUUAAUAGCUCUCAAGAACAAGUUCGUUUGGGACCACGUAGAAUUAUGGUGCGAAUGAGCCGCUGA